UAGAAAAUGCUUACCCACCACCUCAAAUCUUCAAUUCACACAACCGCUGGUCUUCGAGCUGCUACGUCAGCAGCAAAUAAUAUAAUAAGUCAGGCAAAUCUUCAGUCAGACAUUUCUAAGGUAUUGUUCAUCGAUGAUGGCCGGAAGAUAACUUAUGGUGAUUUUGUGCAACGUGCAGGACAGUAUGCUACUGCCCUUACUGAGAAAUACAAAAUUAAGAAAGGCGACCGAGUAAUGGCUCGAGUUUCAAAAACCACUGACACAGCUGCUCUGUACGCUGCUUGUCUUCAAAUUGGAGCACUUUACGUACCAGUUAACCCUGCACUAACUCAAUCGGAAGCAGCACAUUAUGUUAAGGACGCGAAACCUUCGCUUUGGAUAACUUGCAAAGAUGAUGCGGAUCAAAUUGCCAUGUUUCAAAGAGUUUUGAAGACAGUCUGCAUUGAUAACCCAGUUGAAGUAAUUAAUGAAAAAGUACUUGCAGAUGAAGCAGGAAAAAGAAAGGCCUGCACAAUGAUCGAGCAUGUCGAAAAAUCGAACGCUGCGACAAUCUGUUUCACUUCUGGUACCACUGGUGCUCCCAAAGGAGCUGUUCUUUCCCACGGAGCACUGACCAACAAUACGAAUGCAUUGGUUCAAGAAUGGGGAUUCACCGAAAAUGAUGUGAAUCUUCACUGCCUCCCAAUCUUCCAUGCUCACGGACUUUACUUUUCCCUUCACUGCUCACUGUUCUCCCAUUCAAGUGUUAUUUGGCGGCCGAACUUUGACGCUGAGGAUUGCAGUAAGCAUUUGAAGAACGCAACGGUUUUCAUGGGAGUUCCAACUUUUUACUCGAGACUUUUGGCAACAAAUAACUUUAACAAAGAAUCAUUUGAAAAAAUAAGGCUAUUCAUUUCGGGCUCAGCUCCAUUAUCUGUGCCAACUCUUGAAGAAUUCGAAAAACGAACCGGUCAAGUUAUUCUGGAAAGAUAUGGAAUGACAGAAGCCGGAGUUAUUGCAUCAAACCCCUUGAAAGGAAAACGAAAAGCUGGAACGGUUGGACAAGCUCUCAAGGGAGUUCAGUGUCGUGUAACUGAAAACGGAGAGAUUGAAAUUAAAAGUGAUUCAAUCUUCAGUGAAUAUUGGAAGAAUCCAGAAAAGACCAAGGAAGAAUUCACAGAAGAUGGAUGGUUCAAAACGGGAGAUGUUGGUAGUCUCGACAAAGAUGGCUACCUUACUAUUGGAGGAAGAUCCAAGGAUAUGAUAAUUAGUGGUGGGGAGAAUAUAUAUCCCAAGGAGAUUGAAGACGCCAUUGAUUCAAUUGAGUUUGUGAAAGAGUCCGCAGUCAUCGCAGCUCCUCAUCCGGACUUUGGAGAGGCUGUGGUAGCUGUAGUUGUGCCGAAGAAUAUGGUGGAAGAUGAGCAGAAGUUUGAAGAAGAUUUAAUUGAGAUGCUAAGAAAAAAACUUGCAAAGUAUAAGGUCCCGAAGAAGGUUAUCCUACUGGAAGAGCUGCCACGAAACCAUAUCACAAAAGUUCGAAAGGACAUUCUCCGUGCCUCAUACAAUAAACUUUUUUCGUAAUGCCUGUAUUUUCACAUUUUGUUAGUUUUCUAGCCCCAGGAAAUUAGGGUUUGUACAUAUGUAUUUUUUGUAAAUAAAACUGUUAACUGAGU
Molecule: messenger RNA, 1652 nt
Organism: Caenorhabditis elegans
Lineage: Eukaryota; Metazoa; Nematoda; Chromadorea; Rhabditida; Rhabditidae
Gene: acs-21
Product: fatty Acid CoA Synthetase family
Exons: 6
Coding region: 7-1560 (517 amino acids)
Source: RefSeq, marked reviewed